AGUGUGUGUGCUGGGGCUGGGGCGGCUACAUAGCUGUGACUACCAGGGGGUGCAGUCUCUGGGGACCACCACUACCGAGGCUGGGUACCAUGAUUAUCGCGGAACACCUGCCCAUUAAUCUUGACCCUGUUAAAACAAUAACUGCCUAUCCAGGAGUUCACAUAGAGCUGAUUUGACUGACCAAAUCUGAUGAUUGUUGCAGUCCCAGCAGAACACAGAAUUCACCCCAUUGGUUCAAAUGAAGAGGAUGUCAUGAAGGGCUAUAGUCACAGAAGCGUGUGCAGGGUUAAAGAGCAAACAAGAUAUGCCACACUUCUGCCUGCUGUUGGCAACCCUCCUGGACUAGGCUGCUCUUGUUAAUCACAUGGAUGUUGCUGAUUACUCUGAGUGCAAACCUUUUCACUGUUCCAGAGAGGAGCCUGACAACCACAUUCUCCUUCUCAAGGUGUGGUGCUUACUGCGCAGGCUGACCAGAUAUAAGAGUUCGGACCGCCCAGCACACAAGGUCAGCAUGCUCCUCCUCUGUCACGCUCUCGCUAUAGCUGUUGUCCAGAUCAUUAUCUUCUCAGAAAGCUGGGCAUUUGCCAAGAACAUCAACUUCUAUAAUGUGAGGCCUCCUCUCGACCCUACACCAUUUCCAAAUAGCUUCAAGUGCUUUACUUGUGAAAAUGCAGGGGAUAAUUAUAACUGCAAUCGAUGGGCAGAAGACAAAUGGUGUCCACAAAAUACACAGUACUGUUUGACAGUUCAUCACUUCACCAGCCAUGGAAGAAGCACAUCCAUCACCAAAAAGUGUGCCUCCAGAAGUGAAUGUCAUUUUGUCGGUUGCCACCACAGCCGAGAUUCUGAACAUACGGAGUGUAGGUCUUGCUGUGAAGGAAUGAUCUGCAAUGUAGAAUUACCCACCAAUCACACCAAUGCAGUGUUUGCCGUAAUGCACGCUCAGAGAACAUCUGGCAGCAGUGCCCCCACACUCUACCUACCAGUGCUUGCCUGGGUCUUUGUGCUUCCAUUGCUGUGAUGCCACCAUUCCUAGGGGAGGCAGAGACCAGCCUCUAAAGCACAAGCCAAAAACUGUGUGAACGGUGAACUUUGGAGUGAAGAUCAAUCUUGCACUUGGUGAAGAGUGCACAUUGGACCUCAAGGCAAAAGCCAGUGGUUUGCUUGGAUAAAAUGUUCCCGCAUGAGGCCACAGGACUGAGGAUGGGAAUUUGGCAGGGCCUGAGAAGAUGGUCUGACUUCCAGCCUUCCUGGUCAAAGAGAGCUACGUUUGGGCAGUUCUGCAGAGAGGAUCCUGGCAACUAGUCCCACCUGACUAGGCCUUUAGCUGAAAGGAUUUCUUGACCUCCUUGACUGCCUCAGAGGCUGCCAGGUCAAACCCUCUUGUUUAUGUGAUUAGCUCAGAGCGUCUCUAUGAAAUCUAACCCUUCCCCUCAUGAGAAAGCAGUUUUCCCCACCAACAGCAUAGUCAAUGAGAAAGGCAACUGUACGAAGAAAACUUCCAGUUGAACUAAUAUGAAAUCUAUUUGCAAAUUGUGGGGGGAAAUAAAGCUUUUAAAUUAUACAAUGUAAA
Pan troglodytes (chimpanzee) is the source of this 1573-nucleotide messenger RNA. RefSeq names its product LY6/PLAUR domain containing 6B (gene LYPD6B). Gene Ontology annotation, molecular function: acetylcholine receptor regulator activity. NCBI's taxonomy places the organism in Eukaryota, Metazoa, Chordata, Mammalia, Primates, Hominidae. The coding region runs from base 365 to 1021 and encodes 218 amino acids. The record is from RefSeq and is a predicted model, not a curated record. The transcript is spliced from 10 exons.